AUGCAAGCAUCACCAUCCAAAGCGCGGGCCGACGCCCUCGAAGCGCACUCCUGGUCGCUAGUGCAGUCAUGGCUAUCAGAUCUAUACCACCCGUCACCGGCGCCUUAUGUCGAACGCAACGCGGCGACACUCAAAGCCUUGCAGAAUCUGAUGGCCGAGAACAUCGCGGCAGACCACGUCCGGGGGCUGGUAGCAGCAGCUCAGAAAGAAGAACUGGGGACCGCCGGACCGCGGCCGACUUUGGAUGGAGAGUCCCUCUCCCGUCUACUAGAAUCAUCACUUCCACCGCCAUCAAAGCAAGCUCUCGAGUCUCUCGCCAAAUCUGCCGUUCUGCUGGGCUGUCCCUUGCAGUCGGACUCGGAUCCCCCCAGUUCCAUUGAGGCUUUACAAUCCCGAAUCCUCAACCUUACACGGGAAAUGUUUGAUCUCGAGACCCAAAUCACAUCAAUCGACGAAUUAACAUCUACUCUGAACCGCCAGAUCUCACACAUCCAACAAGCCACUGCCAACUUCGUACGGGAGACAGUGCCCUCAUCUGACAACAACCACCUCUCUGCUUCCACUUCUUCACCACCAGAGUCCGCUUCUUUCCCUCUAACUUCAGCAUUACCGAUUCCCUUGCCGACGACGCCAACAACAACAGAAACCGCAGCAGCGGACCACUACGCACGGCUGCACGAACAAACGCUCCAACACCAGCGCGAAACUAAACAGCUAGCCAUCAAAUGCGCAGAGUACAAAGACCGCAUCGCCGCGCUAGAGCGACAGGCGGCGGCCCAGGAGUCACAAGGCGGCGGCAAGGAGUCCGACUUGGUGGCCGCUCUUUUGGCGAAAAAGGACUCGCUGCGGCGCAAGAGAGCCCUGAUCACCGUGUUGGAAUCUCGCAUUCGUGCCUUCCAUGGCCUGCCGCCUGACUUGGAGGCUUCAAGGGCCGAAGUCAACCGGGCACAGGCCGAGCUGGACGACCUCAAGCGGGAGAGAGAUGCUCGAUUCGAGCGACUGGGGGGAGCGCUGGAUACGAGUUGA
This is a messenger RNA of Exophiala dermatitidis NIH/UT8656, 1026 nucleotides long. RefSeq lists its product as uncharacterized. The transcript has a single exon. The coding region runs from base 1 to 1026 and encodes 341 amino acids. Lineage: Eukaryota; Fungi; Ascomycota; Eurotiomycetes; Chaetothyriales; Herpotrichiellaceae. Gene Ontology annotation, biological process: spindle assembly. The record is from RefSeq and is a predicted model, not a curated record. Gene Ontology annotation, cellular component: cytosol; HAUS complex.